This is a messenger RNA of Plutella xylostella (diamondback moth), 3399 nucleotides long. RefSeq names its product inner nuclear membrane protein Man1. The record is from RefSeq and is a predicted model, not a curated record. Gene Ontology annotation, biological process: negative regulation of BMP signaling pathway; nuclear envelope organization. Gene Ontology annotation, molecular function: chromatin DNA binding. Lineage: Eukaryota; Metazoa; Arthropoda; Insecta; Lepidoptera; Plutellidae.
UUUUUUUUAGAUUGGCAACAUUUAUUUAACGUUCGCGGCGAGCGUGCGACAUGACGCGCCGGUGAAUUUAGAAAUAUUGAAUUGACGUAAAUUCCGUGUGCAUUUAUUUUAAAAAGAUUUCACAAUGGCCGAUCAGGUUGACUCAAUGUCAGAUGCCGAGCUCCGGACGAAAUUGGCGGAGCAUGGGUACCCUGUUAUGCCCAUCACAGCAUCUACAAGGAAGCUGCUAGUGAAAAAGUUAAAACUAGUGCUUGACAACAAAACUAAACCCCGUAACAACACUGACAGUAAAGCUGACAACAGGCGUUCCUUGGCACGUUAUUCCAGCGGUGAGGAAUCUGACUUAGACACUACGAAUAAUGGGAAGGAGAAGCGAGGACGGCGCGCCACCACCGGCGGGGCCAUGCUGCCGCCGGCCAGCAGCAAGGCCCGCCGCGGGACGCCCAAGAAGGAUUCCCCCGUAAAACGUGACUCUGACAAGGGCUCUGAAUCUGAGGAAGAAAAGUCGCCGGUUCGUACUCGCGAGGAAGUAGAAACAGUGACCACCCGCCGUGUCACGCGCACGUACGCUAAAGACGCAGAUGACUAUGAAACAGGUUCAGACAGUGAUGUUGACACGGAUAGAAAAACAGCAACACCAUUUCGCAGCAGUUCAAGGUCAAGUGACUAUAUUUCUAGCACAUUGCCGACAGUUGAUGCGGCUACUAGUCCCCCCAAGUCAUCUAUUUUCUCUCGGCCUUCCAUAUCUCCUACGGGCUUUGCCUCUACAUUAUCUCCUUCUGAGCAACUAACCUCUAUUAGAACUAGGCUGGGGCUGACUACAAACUUAUCAGACCGUCCAGCUGCCAGCACCUACACACCAAGUUUCUCCACUACAACAUACCGGCCAUCCACUUCCACUAUUGAUGAAGUUGAAUCUCCAUAUCUCAGUAACUUCACUCGUCGCUUGUCAGCUCUAAAAGCAGACCCAUUGAAAGCCACUUCACUGCUUGACCGUGACACUAACAAUGGAUCAAGCUUGCCUCCGCGCCGGUCCUAUGUUUCAAGUGUUUCCAGAUCUGAAGUUGGUGACUACAAAUCAACUAGUGACAAGAAAUUUUUGAAAAACAAUGUGGUGUCACUUGCUCUUGUUGGCAUUGCUGCACUUUUUUUUUUUUGCUUAUUUUUUAUGUACAUAGUUAAGAAAAACGAUAUCACUUCUGUGGUGGAUGACCAGAACAGUGUUAUCCCAAUUUGUCAGUUGAACAUUCCUGGCAAUAGACCUGGCAUCAACUGCGUGCCCAAGGAACAAGUGAGCUAUGCAAAAGAUUUGUUAAAAGUUAUACAUCCAGAACUGACAGUGCGGGCCGCUGCAUUUAGAUGUGGAAAGCCUAAUGCUCUCCCUUAUUUGACUGAAAGGGAAAUUUUGGACAUGGCAAGUGCUCGUACUGAUUCCAUAGACUUGAGCCAAUGUCGCACUGAUUUGAACAAUUUACAAGUACUGCUGGUCCACAACCCUCGCUGGGGACUCAGUGUUGUCCAGCUCAAAAAUGUGUACACUAAAGAUGCAGAAUACACCCCUCUCACUUCAACUGAUGUUGUAGUCCGUGAACGCAACAAGGGCAGUGUUGCAAUUGUCAUCACCGAGCCAUCCACUCCCCUGACUUGUUUGGUAGUAAACACCCUCUACUCUGCUGGCUCCACCCUCAUCAUAGUAGUAUUGCUCUCUGUCCUUAUCAUUGGUGUUCAAAAGGCAUGGAAAUACUACCAGAGCUACCAGAAAAAGAAGAGUGAUGAGAUCUAUUCCAUGGUGGAACAAAUUAUUGAUGUCAUCUCCCAAGAAACAGAGGAUAGUGGUGAUCCCUACAUUUCCAUUGAUCAUGUUAGAGACACUUUGAUUUCGCCUCCGAACCGCGAGAAAAUGCAAUCCAUUUGGGACGCGGCUGUGAAGUUCAUACAAAAGAAUGAGAGCCGAGUUCGCAUGGAGGUGCAGUCGGUGGACGGGGAGGACUGCCGCGUGUGGCGGUGGAUCUCGCCGCACGGCAGCCCCAAGCGCAGCGCCACAUGGCAGGGGCAGGCGUUCGAGUUCCAGGAGGGCUCUGUGAACAACUUGACGGUAUCCCCGACUCCGUGCCUGAAGAUCCGCAGCAUGUUCGACAAGAAUGACACGAACCCGAACUUGCGCUCGGUGAUCCAGGAGGCCAUACUGGAGAAGUGCGGGGAGGCGAAGAUCCUGCACAUUGAUGUGGAGCGCGCGUCGUGCUGCGUGUACGUGAAGUGCGCGAGCCAGGCGGACGCCGGCGUGGUGUACCGCUCGCUGCACGGCUGGUGGUACGAGGGCAACCUCAUCACCGUCAAGUACCUGCGUCUCGAGCGGUACAUGCAGCGGUUCCCUGACGCCCCCUCCAACGGACCCUAUCUGACCCGGAAACGCAACCCUUGGUAAUAUGCUUCCAGGCAAAACUCGUAAUGUAGCCACUUACUCAAGUAAUUUUGUAUUUACGAAAUUGGUGUUGUCAUGUUUGGGAGACUUCUACUUGCAUGUUAUUUAUUGUCAAUUAAUUCUUACUAGCCUUCAGUUGAUUUUGAUACAUUUUCUACCAUCCAAGUAAAAGAUUUGUGAAGGCUUUAUGCCAUUUAUUUUGUAUUGUUAUAAUUUUAUCAUUUAGAAUAGGGCUAAUCUAAUCACUGUGACCUUUCCCAAUAAAAUUUAAUGUAGCUAUUUGUAGGAGUAAGUCAAUAAACUCCCUUGAGCUGUGUCGUUAUCUUCUUAAACAGGUCUGGUAUCUAAUAUAUUUUUUGUGAAAAAAUUAUUUCAUUUUGUAAGAGAUAAGGAAAUUAGCAUAAUAUAAAUUCGAAUGAAUGGGUAACAAGGUUUCCAGGCUCUUUACUCUGGAUGGAUCGAAAUAUAUGAUAUGCUUCUAUGAGACAUACAUAUCAAAAGUUGGUUAGUUAGUAAACAAGCCUUGCUAAGCUGGGAUUUUAUACAACAGGUGCUUAUUAAAUUGUUAUCACCGCACGUUGUCUGUUUCAUUCAAAUUAAAGUUUGUGUAGUCACAUACAAUGACAUGGGUGUAAAUAUCUGACAUCACAUAAAUAAUUUCUAAUAUUAAUUAUUCUUUAAGUUUCUUGUAUUUGCCAGUCAUAACAGCUUAUGUUUGAUAAUGAAUUUUGGAACAAAUUGUUAAAAGUAAUUUAGUUUAAUUAGAUAAGUUAAAGGUAUUGCCGUCACAUACCAUAAUUUUGAAUUGAUAUUUUUGUUAUGGGAUAAGUUUAUGUUGCGAAGGCUCAGCAAUCUGAUGUCUGUUUUUAAUCUUUACGGUUGACAUAUUUUUUAGUUGUGUAUUAAGUACUAACUUCUCUAAUGUCUAGACUUAUUUUAUGGAUUGAUUUUCAUUUUUAAUAAAUAAUUACUGCAAA